GACCUUGCGCUUUUUGGCUCUCAGUGCCUUGGUUUCCCCAUCUACACACUAAGCUAUGCUCUUUGUAAAGAGUCAUUCGUAGCAGGCAGGAUGGGGGAACUGCCUGCACUUAGCUAAACUUAUGAUUUUGCUGGUUCAUUUCCUUUAGAAAUAAAAUAUGGGAGGGAAAAGCAUCCAAAAUUUGCAGAGGACAGAGGCGAGGCAGGCUGGGCAGCAGGACAAGUACUUUCCCAUCAGACUUGUGAGAAGUGGCUUACUUUGGGGAAAUACCUUGAGACCCAGCUAAAGUCCCAGAGCUGAGAGCAGGCAGUGGGCAAGCGCAGAGCUGGAGCUUACACUGGGGUUUUUUGUUAGAUAUAAAAGGCUUCGGUGGAUCAAUGCUAACCACAGUGCUUGGAAUGUGGAUGAGAGGAGCUGUGCAGAGAGCAGAGCCUGCCAUGGGACGGGCAGCCCAAAUCCUCCUGGCACUGCUCAGUCUAAUAGCAACUAUUUGUGAUGCUCAGGACACCUGCCCAGACUGUCUUAAUUUCUCAGAGGUGAGAAUAGUGGGACUCGGUGAUGCUGACCAGCUUGCCAUUCUCCAAGGAUGCCCAGGGAACCCAGGUGCCUCUGGUCCAAAAGGAGAACCAGGUCUCCCAGGAACAAAAGGAGAAAAGGGAGCCCAGGGACUCCCUGGGAAAGCGGGACCACCUGGUGUAAAAGGUUCAGCUGGAGAGCCUGGCUUCCCAGGUAAAUUAGGAAUGAAAGGAGAACCUGGAUUUCCAGAAACCUGGGAAGCCAGGAACUGCCUAGAGCUGUUGGGCAGAGGCAAGUUCCUGAGUGGCUGGUACACCAUCUAUCCCCAAGGCUGCAAUGCCACCACUGUCUUCUGCGACAUGGACACCGAUGGCGGAGGGUGGAUUGCCGGUGGUUCUCCUCUCCUGCAGGUUUUCCAGAGGCGGUGGGAUGGGUCAGUGAACUUCUUGCGAGAUUGGGAUUCAUACAAACGAGGCUUUGGCAACCAGCUGACGGAGUUCUGGCUGGGGAAUGACAACAUCCACUUCCUCACCUCAUUGGGACUCUCUGAACUGCGCAUUGACCUGAGAGACUUUGAAAACAACUACUAUUUUGCCAAAUACUCUUCAUUCAGAGUUUUGGGAGAGUCUGAGAAAUAUAAACUGGUUCUAGGAGACUUCCUUGGUGGAAACGCUGGAGACUCCUUAUCAUACCACAAGGACAUGCCAUUUUCAACCACAGAUGAGGACAAUGACAUGAGCUCCUUUAACUGUGCGACAGAAUACAAGGGAGCAUGGUGGUACAACGACUGCCAUUACUCUAACCUGAAUGGGAUGUACUGGUUGGGUGUUCACGGGAGCUAUGCUGAUGGCAUUAACUGGAAGACAGGCAAAGAAUACCACUACUCCCAUAAGCGAACAGAAAUGAAAUUCAGGCCAGUUUAAUAUGGCAAGAGAAUGUCUGACUACCACCAUCAGGUGCCAUUUAACAGCCUAGAGUAGGCACAAAACAAUGUUCUUUGAGGGCAAAAUUGGACCAGGAUUGAUAUUACAGGUUGUGUCUCCAGACUAGAGCAGACUUUUAGAGACCACAAGAGACUGGUGCUGGUUUGAGCUCCUGUAAGCAUAAAACUCUCACCCUGGACUAUCUCCAGCAGCCCCACAAAUGCUGACUGAGCCUGAGCAUCUUUUUCUGAAGAGUGCAUUGCCUUGAUUUAAAGUGAUGGUGAGGCUAUAUGUCUCAGUAAAGCUUUCAGAUAUUAUCACUUGAAACGGUGAUUACUGCUAAUUUUCAGUCUUUCCACAUAUAUGAAGCUUCCAGUGCUCUUGCAGCCUGUUUUUCUGUUGGACCCAAGAGCCAUAUGAAAGGCACUGA
Messenger RNA from Neopsephotus bourkii (Bourke's parrot), 1869 nucleotides. RefSeq names its product ficolin-1-like. The record is from RefSeq and is a predicted model, not a curated record. Lineage: Eukaryota; Metazoa; Chordata; Aves; Psittaciformes; Psittacidae.